AAAAGGCCUGGGUGGGGCGGGCGGCGACGGCCCGCGGGUGCAGGUGAGCCCUUGCUCGUCGGGGCGGCCGGCGGCGGCGCGGGGCCCAGCAUGCGCGGGGGGCCCCGCUGCCACCAUGUACGUGGGCUAUGUGCUGGACAAGGACUCCCCGGUCUAUCCCAGCCCAGCCCGGCCCGCCGGGCUCAGCCUGGGCCCACAAGGCUACGGCCCCCCGGCCCCGACGCCCGCACCCCCGCAGUACCCCGACUUCACCAGCUACUCGCACGUGGAGCCGAGCCCCGCGCCCCCCGCAGCUUGGAGCGCACCUUUCCCUGCGCCCAAGGACGACUGGGCGGCCUAUGGCCCGGGACCCGCGGCCCCAGCGGCCAGCCCGGCGCCCCUUGCCUUUGGGCCCCCUCCGGACUUUAGCCCGGUGUCUGCGCCUCCGGGGCCUGGCCCGGGGCUCCUGGUGCAGCCCCUCGGGGGCCCGGGCCCACCGUCCUCUCCCGGAGAGCAAAGGAGGACCCCCUACGAGUGGAUGCGGCGUAGCGUGGCGGCUGGAGGCAGUGGUGGCAGCGGUAAGACGAGGACCAAGGACAAGUAUCGCGUGGUCUACACCGACCACCAGCGCCUGGAACUGGAGAAGGAAUUUCACUACAGUCGUUACAUCACUAUCCGGCGCAAGUCGGAGCUGGCUGCUAACCUGGGCCUCACCGAACGGCAGGUGAAGAUCUGGUUCCAAAACCGCCGGGCCAAGGAGCGCAAAGUGAACAAGAAGCAGCAGUUACAGCAGCAGCCGCUCCCGCCGCCGCCAGCUCCCACAACCCACGAAAUCACCCCCAGCCCUGCUGGUCCACCCCUGGGGAGCUUGUGCCCUGGCUCUGCCAGCCUACUGGGUGCCUCCUCCCCACUGUCUGUCAAGGAGGAAUAUCUGCCCUAGCCCCCUUGCUGUGUCUAUGGGGUUGGGAUCCAGGGGACUGUGGAGCAGGGCUGGGAGAGGUGACCUUUGGACCAGCUGCCCAUCCAGCCCUGCAUCCUCUGAGCCCAUGCUGUGAGCUGUUGGAUAAAGACCACUUCUAGCUUCAGAAUGAUAGGAUCUUGGGGGGGGGGGACUGAGGAGUAGGAUACCCUCCAGGGGGUCACGUGUUCCAAUUCUCAAUAGUCUAUGAGGGGCCAAGAUAAGACUGCAGUCUCCCCUUCUCUGUAGACUGCUGGGGGAAGCAGGGGGAGCCUGGUAGAGGGGGCGGAGUCGGCAGGGCCAGGCCUGGGUGGGGAGGAUGGGCUAGCUUAUAUCCACCACCUCCUGCAGCCAGCCCAACCCCCUGGGUGUAGCUGUGCCACUUACCUCCCCCUAGGCGGGACAGACACAUCCCCUCACAGCCUUGUCAAUGGGGGGGGGGGCACAGUCCACCCCUCUGAGUCACUGUCACCUACCAGCUGUCCACAAGACCCGGGGUCACCCAGGGGACCCCCAGAGGGUUUAUGCCAAACCACACAGAGUUCACCAGCGGGCAAGAGUUGUACAUAAAAUGGAAUCUCUUGGAUGCGGCUUCUGGAAUAAAUCUUGUCUUCUCUUUUUAAACACGCAUAAGAAUCAUUAUACAUAUUGUAUGAAAGGAAAGUCUUAAAGAAGCAUCGAUCAUACCACACUUCCUCAAUCACGGCCACCCCUCUUCCAGUAUUUAUGGCUACUCCCUGCCCCCAGUCACCUUUAAAAUGUACUGAAGGGCUGGCAAAAUAGCUCAUUUGGAUAGUGUAUUGCUUUGCCAUGCAGACAACCCAGGUUCAAGCCCAGUCCCCACUGCAUUGAAGGAAGAUUCAGUUCUGUGGUGUUCCCCCAUCCCCAUCUCUCUCUGUCUCUCUUUUCCAUAUAUACAUGGGGGAAAGACAGUGGUGCACCCAGUUGAGUGC
This is a messenger RNA of Erinaceus europaeus (western European hedgehog), 1890 nucleotides long. It is a transcript of the gene CDX1, whose product is annotated as caudal type homeobox 1. Lineage: Eukaryota; Metazoa; Chordata; Mammalia; Eulipotyphla; Erinaceidae. The transcript has 3 exons. Gene Ontology annotation, cellular component: nucleus. Gene Ontology annotation, molecular function: RNA polymerase II transcription regulatory region sequence-specific DNA binding; DNA-binding transcription factor activity, RNA polymerase II-specific. The record is from RefSeq and is a predicted model, not a curated record. Gene Ontology annotation, biological process: animal organ morphogenesis; cell differentiation; embryo development. The coding region runs from base 116 to 919 and encodes 267 amino acids.